AUGGAGGUGUCCUUUCGACAGCUGAAUGGCGAAGCGAUGGUUCUUGAAGUCAUGCCAGAAAUGACUGGUCGGGAACUCAAGGAGCGGAUCAAGGACCGCCAGCUUUGGGAUGAUGAACUCACGCGUAAGACGACCCGGGUGGACAUUCUCGUGGGGCCGAGCAGAUUGCUGACGAACGACGAGACAGCUGCAGAUGCAGGCCUUUCUCCAGAAUCAGAUGUGACCGUCAUUCUGAGACGCAACAUUGUGACGUGCUCCCACAAAAGGGAGCUUGUCCAGUUUGGCGAUGAGAUUGACUUCACGUCUUUAUUCGCAGUUCAAAUCCCAAGCGGUGCAACUGAAGUUGUUGGCCACGCAUUUGAGGAUUGCAGAACUCUAGCAAGUGUGAUCAUCCCCGACUCAGUGACCAAGAUAUGUCAGUUUGCGUUUGAUGGGUGCACGUCGUUGGAAACAGUGCCAAUCCCCGACUCAGUCUCCGCGAUUGACUUUAGAGCCUUUGCAGGAUGCACUUCUUUAACAAGUGUGACCAUCCCCGACUCGGUGACUCAUAUUGAGGGCGAGGCCUUUUUUGGCUGCCAUGCUUUGACUGUGCUUCUUUCAAAUUCUCGAACCUGGACGGGGUGUGAGACCUUCAGUUUCUGCAAACGGGUUCGGGUUCUGGCAAAGGAAUCAAAAGACACUGGCUGCAAACGGAUUCAGGCUGUUCUGGCAAAAGAAUGUGAAUGUCAAGAGUGCGAGUACUGCUGGUUUCUGAACGGCUGGGUGUGUCCGAAACGACGGUAG
This is a messenger RNA of Durusdinium trenchii, 783 nucleotides long. NCBI's taxonomy places the organism in Eukaryota, Dinophyceae, Suessiales, Symbiodiniaceae. The record is from the annotation of a GenBank genome assembly.